CGUGGCGUGGACGUGCCUUUUGGAAAACCGCUUAAACAUGCAACGAUUCUUGGGAAGGAGCAGCCAGAGCCUGCUGCUGAGAUGUGGACACCGCUAUCUGGCCACCACGCCCGUGGAGGAGGUGCUAUUCCCCACCAAAUCCGAUUUUCCCAGUCGCCAUAUUGGACCCCGGAAAACGGAUGUUGUGGCAAUGCUGGACACCUUGGGGUUUAAGUCCCUGGCUGAGCUCACCGAGAAGGCUGUGCCCCAGAGCAUUCAACUGAAGAGGGAACUCGACCUGGACAAACCCCUGAACGAGCACGAGCUAAUCCGUCGUAUCCGCGACAUCUCCCUGAAGAAUCAGCUGUGGCGCUCCUACAUCGGUAUGGGCUACCACAACUGCCAUGUGCCGCACACCAUUGUCCGGAAUAUGUUUGAGAAUCCGGGCUGGACCACGCAGUAUACACCUUACCAACCGGAAAUUGCCCAAGGCCGAUUGGAGUCUCUGCUGAACUAUCAGACUUUGGUAUCCGAUCUCACGGGUCUGGAUGUGGCCAAUGCUUCGCUUUUGGAUGAGGGAACUGCUGCCGCCGAGGCCAUGUGCCUGGCCACGCGUCACAACAAGAGGAAGAAGCUAUACCUCUCCAACAGAGUACAUCCCCAGACUCUUUCGGUGGUGAAGACGAGAGCCGAAGCUCUCGAGCUGGAGAUUGUGGUGGGACCCAUUGAGCAGGCGGAUCUGCCCAGUCGUGAGCUGGCCGGUAUUCUGCUCCAGUAUCCGGAUACCUAUGGUGAUGUCAAGGACUUUGAGGACAUUGCUGCAUUGGCCAAAAAGAACGGAACCCUUGUGGUGGUAGCCACCGAUCUUCUCUCCCUGACCCUGCUUCGUCCUCCGGCGGAAUUUGGAGCAGACAUUGCCGUGGGGACCUCUCAGCGUCUGGGAGUUCCCCUGGGUUAUGGUGGCCCCCAUGCUGGAUUCUUUGCCUGCAAACAGAGCCUGGUACGCCUGAUGCCAGGUCGCAUGAUCGGCGUGACCCGGGACAUGGACGGUAAUGAUGCCUAUCGCCUGGCCCUCCAGACACGCGAGCAGCACAUCCGCAGGGACAAGGCUACGAGCAACAUUUGCACGGCUCAAGCUCUUUUGGCCAAUAUGUCGGCCAUGUACGCCAUCUACCAUGGACCAGAGGGUCUGAAGGCCAUGGCUAAUCGCAUCCACCACUUUACGCUGACCCUGCAAACGGGACUACUGGGUGCAGGCCACGAAGUGAUCAACAAGAACUUCUUUGACACUUUACAUAUUAAACUGGCUGGAAACCAGUCUCUGGAGGAUCUUAAAGAGCGCGCCGAGCACAAGCGCAUUAAUUUGAGGUACCUGGAAGAUGGCACAGUCGGCGUGGCUCUCGAUGAAACUGUCAGUGUGGCGGAUGUGGAUGAUCUGCUGUGGGUGUUCAAGGCGGAGGCUACGGUGGAGCAGUUGCUGGCACGUCGCGAUGUUCUCAAAAAUUCCAUUGAAAACUCCAAGUUCCUGCGUACUUCUGCAUACCUGCAGCAUCCCAUUUUCCAGAGCUAUCACAGCGAGUCCCGCAUGGUGCGCUAUAUGAAGAAACUGGAGAACAAGGACAUCUCUCUGGUGCACUCCAUGAUUCCCCUGGGCUCUUGCACCAUGAAGCUCAACUCCACCACGGAGAUGAUGCCCUGCUCCUUCCGCCACUUUACCGACAUUCAUCCCUUUGCUCCUGUAGAGCAAGCCCAGGGAUUCCAUCAGAUGUUCAAUGAACUAGAGCGUGAUCUGUGUGAGAUUACGGGCUACGACAGGAUCUCCUUCCAGCCCAACUCAGGAGCACAAGGAGAGUAUGCCGGAUUGAGGGCCAUUAGGAGUUACCAUGAGCACCGAAACGAGGGACACAGAAAUAUCUGUCUGAUCCCCAUUUCCGCCCACGGCACGAACCCAGCCUCUGCCCAAAUGGCAGGCAUGAAGGUGGAACCCAUUAGGAUCUUGUCGAAUGGCUCCAUUGACAUGGCCCAUCUGAGAGCAAAGGCCGAGGAGCAUGCCAAUGAACUGUCCUGCCUGAUGAUCACCUAUCCGUCCACCAUGGGCGUCUUUGAAGAAACGGUGGCAGAUAUCUGCACGCUGAUCCACAAGCAUGGAGGCCAGGUCUACCUGGAUGGUGCCAAUAUGAAUGCUCAGGUGGGCUUGUGCCGGCCCGGAGAUUACGGCAGUGAUGUGUCCCAUCUUAACCUGCACAAGACCUUCUGUAUUCCCCACGGCGGCGGUGGUCCUGGAAUGGGUCCCAUUGGCGUCAAGUCUCACUUGGCUCCGUAUCUGCCAGGACAUCCUGUGGUGAGUCCGCUGAGCAGCGAGGAGCACAGCUUUGGCGUGGUCUCUGCCGCACCCUUCGGCAGCUCCGCCAUCCUGCCCAUCUCCUGGUCCUACAUCAAGCUUAUGGGCAGCCGAGGCCUGAAGAGAGCCACCCAAGUGGCCAUCCUGAACGCUAACUACAUGUCCAAGCGGCUGGAGCAGCACUACAAGACGCUCUACAAGGCACCCAACUCGCAGCUGGUGGCCCACGAGUUUAUUUUGGACAUACGCGACCUGAAGAAAUCGGCCAACAUCGAGGCUGUGGAUGUGGCCAAGCGACUGAUGGACUAUGGUUUCCAUGCUCCCACAAUGUCCUGGCCUGUGGCCGGAACGCUGAUGAUUGAGCCCACGGAGUCGGAGGAUAAGGAAGAGCUGGAUCGGUUCUGUGAUGCCAUGAUUUCGAUUCGAGAGGAGAUAGCCGAGAUCGAGGCAGGACGCAUGGACAAGGCAGUGAAUCCUUUGAAGAUGUCACCACACACCCAGGCCCAGGUCAUCUCAGACAAGUGGGAUCGGCCUUAUACACGAGAGCAGGCUGCCUUCCCAGCUAUCUUUGUUAAGCCUGAUGCCAAAAUCUGGCCCACUGUGGGCAGAAUCGAUGAUGCCUAUGGUGACAAGCAUCUCGUUUGCACCUGUCCGCCCAUAUUGCCUGAUUUGUAAGGAGUUUAGACCUAAGGAAAAUGUUAAAAACCAUCUGUUUACACUUAAUUUUUAAUAAAAACAACUAAAGUA
Molecule: messenger RNA, 3067 nt
Organism: Drosophila kikkawai
Lineage: Eukaryota; Metazoa; Arthropoda; Insecta; Diptera; Drosophilidae
Product: glycine dehydrogenase (decarboxylating), mitochondrial
Biological process (GO): glycine decarboxylation via glycine cleavage system
Cellular component (GO): mitochondrion; glycine cleavage complex
Molecular function (GO): pyridoxal phosphate binding; glycine dehydrogenase (decarboxylating) activity; glycine binding
Source: RefSeq, a predicted model, not a curated record